UAGAAAAUCAACAGAAUGGGUUCUUUUGUCUUUACAGUUAUGAAUGAUAUCAUCACAACCAUGUUCAAUAAAAAGUUCAUGGAAGAGCUGUUUAAACCACAGGAACUCUAUUCCAAGAAGGCCCUGAGAACAGUGUAUGACCGGCUGGCUCAUGCUUCAAUCAUGAGGCUGAACCAGGCGAGCAUGGAUAAGCUCUAUGAUCUUAUGACUAUGGCUUUCAAAUACCAAGUUCUGCUCUGUCCUCGACCCAAAGACAUACUGCUAGUCACUUUCAAUCAUCUGGAUGCUAUCAAGGAUUUUAUACGAGACUCCCCUAAUAUUCUUAACCAAGUGGACGAAACAUUUCGGCAGCUAAUCGACAUGUACAGUUGUCUCUCUGCUGGUGAAUUUCAGCUGAUCAGGCAAACACUCCUCAUUUUCUUUCAGGACAUGCACAUUAGGGUCUCCAUCUUUCUAAAGGAUAAAGUACAAAACUCGAAUGGUCGCUUUGUGCUGCCUAUAUCAGGUCCUGUUCCAUGGGGAACAGAAGUUCCAGGACUCAUCAGGAUGUUUAAUUGCAAUGGAGAUGAAGUUAAAAGGGUUGAAUUCACCAAUGGUGGAAAUUAUAUCAGUCCACAAAGGGAAGGUUCAUUUGAUCUUUAUGGAGACAGAGUGCUUAAACUGGGGACAAACAUGUACAGUGUUAGUCGGCCAGUAGAGACACAUAUGUCAGGAGCAUCCAAGACUUUGGCAUCCCACACAAAGGAGAAUGCAGCCCCUAACCCUCUUGCUAAAGAAGAACUGAACUUUUUGGCUAGACUAAUGGGAGGCCUGGAGAUCAAGAAACCCAAUGGCAGUGAGCCGGGAUUCCGAUUAAACCUAUUCACAACAGAUGAGGAAGAAGAACAUGCAGCAUUGACCAGGCCUGAAGAGUUGUCUUACAAAGUUAUCAACAUCCAAGCAACCCAGGACCAACAGCAGAAUGAGGAGCUGGCUCGAAUCAUGGGAGAGUUUGAGGUGACAGAUCAGCCCAGACAGAGCACAAGCAAGGGAGAUGAUUUACUUGCUAUGAUGGAUGAAUUAUGAUACUCUGCUUCCCAGAGGCACAGGCAGAACAAGAAGCUGUUUAUUUAGUCACUUACAAUUUGACACAGACAGAAACCUGCUGCUAGUCUCCUACCACAUGGAGCUGUUACAAAUCCUGUCUGUUUGUGUCAUGACUGAUUACACAGGCCAGCCUCAGACCCCAGAAUCAGUCUGGGUGGCAUUGAUACACAUUCUACCAAAACUACUCUGAUUUUAAAUGUGACCUUUCAAUAUUUGCCUCCUUCAUUUCCUGUGAAAGCUCUAGAUUGUUCCAGGCCUGAGAUUUAGAAUCUUGAGUAAUUAAAGGAAAUGGGAAGUGAGCAUUCAUGUUCUGCCCUUAA
Chrysemys picta bellii (western painted turtle) is the source of this 1406-nucleotide messenger RNA. The record is from RefSeq and is a predicted model, not a curated record. Lineage: Eukaryota; Metazoa; Chordata; Testudines; Emydidae.